This is a messenger RNA of Beta vulgaris subsp. vulgaris (sugar beet), 1207 nucleotides long. RefSeq lists its product as hypothetical. The record is from RefSeq and is a predicted model, not a curated record. The coding region runs from base 125 to 916 and encodes 263 amino acids. NCBI's taxonomy places the organism in Eukaryota, Viridiplantae, Streptophyta, Magnoliopsida, Caryophyllales, Amaranthaceae. The transcript is spliced from 2 exons.
CCCCAAGAAAACUCCAAGAGAAAAUUGAGAAAUUUUUGGAAGAUUUUUGCAUGAUUUAGAGAUUUCUUUGCUGAGAAAUCUGAUUAAGAAAGACUAGAAAACAGGAAAUUCUGUUGUAAUCAAAAUGCAAGAAAUUGGGAUGAAUAACCAACAUAAUAACAAAAAAGAGAGAUUUGAUGGUUCAAUUGUGAAGCAAAUGGUACAUUUUGUGUUCUUCUUGGUUGUUUGCAUCUGGUUGCUUUACCAGAUUCAUUACACAGUUUAUAUCAGAGAAGAUUAUGGUUGUGAUGACAUAGAUAACAAGUUGCGAGACGAACGUAUUAGGAAAGUGUUAGGCCGUAAAGGGGGUUUAAGAUCAUCAUCUUACAAUGCUGAGGGGAUGGAAUUGUAUGGAAUAGACUCAAUUGCAGCAGCUGAAAGAAUCAAACAUGUCGCGAUUGAUAAUGAUGAAGGCGAAGAUAGUACAGGAGAUGGUAAUGUGUUAGAUUGGAGUAACUUUGGAGAAUUUCCAACCAAAGAGGGUGAAAUUACUGAGAAAUUGCAGGAGAUUAUGGUGAAUACUUCAACAGUAGAUGAAGUGAAAAAUACAAGUGAUUUAGAUCAGUCUUUAGUAAGAGUUGGUGCUGUGAUCUUGAAAAAGGAUGAUAAAGAAAUGGGAGCUUUUCGAGUUAAUGAUGAAACUCGUGUUUCAAAACAUGAUUCCGCGCCUUCAAGGAGGAUUGAUAUCCAGGUUGAGGGGAUCAUGUUAAGCGCGGUAAAUGUAAGAAAGGAAAUGGAAGAAUGUCAGAAAUUCUGUUUACAGAAUAUUUCUGAAAAACAAAGCUUAAAUAAGUCCACAAUGAAAGAAGUUCAUGAAGAAGUGAAAGACAUGGAAAUAGUUGAAUAUGGAAAAGGAAGUAUGCGAGAACUUCUUUAGAAAGAACCAGCAAUUUUUAAUGUCAGAUUUCAGUAACAGUUAUCCUGCUUCACAGUGGAUAAUGUAAAAACUUCUUCCACUUUUGUGUAUUAACGUUUUUUCUCUGCUUAGAUAAAUAGCAGUCUAGUGUAGUAGUGUGUAUAGAAAUAGAGAUACCAUUCUUGUAUCCGCGUUUCAUAGUCAAUAAUGAUGAACAUACUACUCGUGGUUCAGUUUUGAUCGGUUGAGUCAUUCAUGGUGAAGUUAUUUCUAAUCAUGUCAGUUGGAAUGUUCGAAAUGCAGAUUGAUAUA